AUGAAGAAUGUGUUUGUUGGUGUUUAUGAAUUCAAGCAUGCUGAAUCCGCUUGGUUUGUUUCUUCUCUACACGAGGUGCUGAUGUUCUUCUCUGAUGCAGCAUCAUUCCGGCCGGUGCUCAGGACCGCGUGGCCGUCGGCGACCCUGAACGCCAUUUCCUCUGAUGCCAGAGCGCAGGAAGCUGGCAGCAGCGCUGACACCGUGUUGCCGUCAGUCCAAAUCCAGCACGCGGUUGCCUUCCCGGAUCGUGUUCUCCUGAUCCUCAAGGACGGGUCGUCGCUGCCAGCUACUGAGCGGUUUGAGUGCUUGUACUCCCCUGCCAACUCCUCGGGCUGCGCCGACCACCCUCUCGGCCGCCUCCUUGCCAGAUGGACCCAGCCUCGUCCAUUGCCCUGCCGAGCCAUCUGGUGUGGAUGUCUCUCUGUCCCUGUCCCUGUCACCCCCGGUGGCGCCCGCUACAAUGGGACAGGCUUGUGUAUACUGCACUUGUUGACAGCAGGGACAACUCCACCAUUGUGUUCGCCAAGGAUGAACCUCCGGCCAGGCCGUCUGGGUGUGGCAUCGAGGAUGACAACUAAUCCCAAUCGCAAUGGAGACAGUGAUGACAAGCCUAUGUUGGUCUCCAUCAGGACGAAAGGCCAGAGGGACUCUACGCUGCCAUCAAUAGCUGAACCUGAGCCACUUCCUCGGUAUAACAGACAUCGGCGGCAAAAGGCACAUUCAAUGUGUGUAUGCACCAUGCUUCGCAACCAGGCAAGGUUCCUCCGAGAAUGGAUCAUCUACCACUCGCAUAUCGGUGUGGAGCGGUGGUUCAUCUACGACAACAACAGUGAUGAUGACAUUGAGCAGGUCCUCGGUACCAUGGAUCAAUCAAGGUACAAUGUGACACGCCAUCUGUGGCCAUGGAUGAAGUCUCAGGAGGCUGGUUUUGCACAUUGUGCUCUCAGGGCCCGAGAGAACUGUGAGUGGGUGGGGUUCAUCGACAUCGACGAGUUCUUGCACUUCCCUGGCAACCAGACUCUUCCAAAUAUUCUCCAGAACUACUCAAACAGGCCACGGAUCGGCGAGCUCAGGGACGGCAUGCCACAGCUUUGGUCCCUCAGGUUACACCUGCAGGCUUGCUGCACCGGAGCGCCACAAGUCAAUUGUCAGGCGGACACACUAAACCCAUCACUCAUCAAUGUGGUGCACCACUUCCAUCUGAAAGAAGGGGUGAGGUAUGUGAACAUUGGUCAGGGUACGAUGCUCAUCAACCAUUACAAGUAUCAAGUUUGGGAGGUGUUCAAGGAUAAGUUUUCUGGGCGUGUAGCGACCUAUGUUGCUGAUUGGAAGGACGAGGAGAACGUUGGAUCCAGGGACAGGGCACCAGGAUUGGGGACUAAGCCGGUGGAACCAGAGGAUUGGCCACGUCGGUUCUGUGAAGUAUUUGAUACCGGUCUUAAAGAUUUUGUGCAUAAAGCAUUCACAGAUCCAGCCACCGGAAGUCUUCCAUGGUAG
This is a messenger RNA of Miscanthus lutarioriparius, 1497 nucleotides long. Lineage: Eukaryota; Viridiplantae; Streptophyta; Magnoliopsida; Poales; Poaceae. The record is from the annotation of a GenBank genome assembly.